GAAUGUCAACAAACAUCUUCCAUAUUUUAUGAGUGACGUCAAUAUCCCGCCAUUCAAGUACUAGAGGAUAGAUGCAACUAAAACAAAUAUGAGUGUUAAAGUUGAUAAAGACGCCUUUUAUAGGCGUAUGAAAAAAAUAUACUCAUCAUGGGCUAAAUCAACUGGUGAGGAAGGAAUAGCUAAAAUGGAUGCCCUGAUCACUGCUGUUGGUGUUGAUGAAGAAGUAAUUUACUCUAAAUCUACAGCUCUACAGACAUGGUUGUUUGGCUAUGAACUAACAGAUACCAUUAUGGUCAUGUGCCAGCAAGUCAUUUGCUUGAUGGCAAGCAAGAAGAAGAUUGAUUUCUUGAAGCAGUUAGAUAGCUCUAAAGAAAACGACCAAGGCAUUCCAGCUUUGAAAUUGAUAACAAGAGAAAAGGGUGACAAAGAGAAGGAUAAAGCAAACUUUCAAAAGCUAAUUGAUUACAUCAAGAAAAGUAAAAAAGGUAAAACUGUUGGAGAGUUUAGUAAAGACAAAUACUCAGGGGAGCUAAUGGAAGGAUGGAGGAAUGCAAUCAAAGAGGCUGGAUUUGAAAAAGUUGAUGUGUCAUCUCAGUUUGCUUAUAUUAUGGCCCCUAAAGAGGAGUCGGAGAUAAAAACUAUCCAAAAAGCCAGUCAGGUGACUUGUGAUGUUUUCAACAAGUAUCUAAAAGAACAGAUCAUGGAAAUCAUUGAUGCAGAUAAGAAAGUGAAGCACAUAAAACUUUCAGAUGGUGUAGAGCAGGCCUUGCAGAACAAAAAAUAUGUGACAGGAGUAGACACGAGCCAGCUGGAUGUCUGUUAUCCAGCCAUCAUUCAGAGUGGUGGAAAGUACAGCCUUAAAUUCAGCACCACUAGUGAUGAGAACAACCUUCAGUUUGAUGCCAUUGUAUGUGCCAUGGGAGUCAGAUACAAGUCUUACUGCUCUAACAUAGUUCGUACUCUACUUGUAAAUCCAGAAGAACCAAUUCAGAAAGUGUAUGAGUUUCUUGUCCAGCUAGAAGAAGAAGUAAUCAACAAGCUUCAGCAUGGUGUCAAACUGAGUGAUGUCUAUGAUGCUGGUUUAGCUUUAGUGAAGAAAGAACAUCCAGAACUAGAAGAUAAAAUGAUCAAAAGUUUUGGUUUUGCAAUGGGCAUUGAGUUUAGGGAAGCAUCACUUCUCAUUGCACCCAAAACACGAGCACCAGCUAAAAAAGGCAUGGUGUUCAACGUCAACAUUGGGUUUGCUGAUUUGGAUACAAAGAGUGGAGACAAGAAGGAGAAAAAGGCUGCCUUGUUCUUGGGAGACACAGUACUUGUGAAUGAGGGCAGUCCAGCAAGUGUUCUCACCACUACCAAGAAGCUGCUCAAACACAUUGGUAUCUUUCUGAAAGAUGAUGAGGAGGAUGAGGAAGAAGAGGAAGACAAUUCCAUUGAGAAAGAGGCUGAGCAGUUGUUAGGAAGAGGAAGGAGAAAUGCAAUGGUUGAAAGUAGAACAAGGACCGAAGCCCCAUCUGAAGAGAAGAGGCAGCAGCACCAAAGAGAGCUUGCUCAAAGGUUAAAUGAGGAGGCCAGAGAAAGGCUGAGAGGGAUCAAAUCAGGAGGAGAGGAUAAGAAGGCCAGAAAAUCAAAUGUUUCCUACAAAAAUGCCAACAAUUUCCCUGAAGAAGCUGAGUGUCGUGACCUAAAGCUGUUUGUAGAUAAAAAAUAUGAAACUUUGAUUUUGCCAAUCUUUGGUACAGCAACACCAUUUCAUAUUUCCACAAUAAAGAACAUUAGCCAGUCUGUUGAAGGAGAUUACACAUACUUGAGAAUUAACUUUUUCCACCCUGGCUCCACACUUGGCAGAAAUGAAGGCAGUUUUCCAAAUCCAGAUUUAACAUUUUUGAAAGAAAUAACAUACCGUAGUUCAAAUACAAAAGAACCAGGGGAAAUAUCAGCACCAUCUUCUAACCUCAACACAGCUUUCAGGCUGAUCAAAGAAGUACAGAAAAAGUUUAAAACCAGAGAGGCAGAGGAAAGAGAAAAGGAGGGAAUUGUGAAACAAGAUACUUUAAUCAUUAAUCCAAAUAGGGGUAACCCUAAACUGAAAGAUUUAUAUAUCCGACCAAAUAUUGUCUCCAAGAGAAUUUCAGGAACAUUAGAAGCUCACACUAAUGGCUUUAGGUUCACAUCUGUGCGAGGUGAUAAGGUUGAUAUUCUCUACAACAACAUAAAGCAUGCUUUCUUUCAGCCCUGUGAUGGAGAAAUGAUUAUCUUGCUACAUUUCAACCUCAGGAAUGCAAUUUUAUUUGGUAAAAAAAAACACAUUGACGUCCAAUUCUAUACUGAAGUGGGAGAGAUUACAACAGAUCUUGGGAAACACCAACAUAUGCAUGACAGAGAUGACCUGCAUGCUGAACAGGCUGAGCGUGAAUUGAGACAGAAACUUAAAUCUGCCUUCAAAAGUUUCUGUGAGAAAGUAGAAGCCAUAACCAAGCAGGAAGUAGAGUUUGACUCACCGUUUAGAGAACUUGGAUUCUAUGGUGCACCUUUCAGAAGUACAGUUUUACUGCAGCCAACUAGUGGUUGUCUUGUGAAUCUCUCUGAAUGGCCUCCAUUUGUAGUGACCUUAGAGGAUAUUGAACUGGUCCAUUUUGAGAGAGUCUCCUUCCAGCUAAAGAACUUUGACAUGGUUUUUAUUUUCAAAGACUACAGUAAAAAGACAGCAAUGAUCAACUCUAUAGCCAUGAAUAUGUUGGAUCAUGUCAAAGAGUGGCUCAACUCCUGUGACAUCCGUUACACAGAGGGAGUUCAGAGCUUGAACUGGGCCAAAAUUAUGAAAACUAUUACCGAUGAUCCAGAAGGUUUCUUUGAUAAUGGAGGAUGGACAUUUUUGGAUCCAGACAGUGAGGAUGAAAAAGAGGAAGAAGACAGCGAAGAUGAGGAUGACACAUUCCAGCCCUCUGAAGAGGGCUCAGAUUUUGAUGAGAGCAGUGAGGAUGACAGUGAAGAAAGUAACUGGGAGGAAGAGGAAGAUGAUGAAUCAGGUUCAGAAGAGGAGCUGGGAUCAAGUGAAGAGAGUGGCAAGGACUGGGAUGAGUUGGAGGAAGAGGCAAGAAGAGCUGAUAAGGAGAAAGAUGAAGAGAUUCCUGAAUCCAGAUCAUCUCACAAACACAGGUCACACAAAGGUGGCGGCAGCAGCAGCAACAGUCGUCAUGGACAGAAGAGAGGGAGAGAAGACAGCCGACCUAAGGGAAGAGAAGACAAAUCCAAGGGGAAAAGUCAUUCACCACAGAAGAAAAAAGCACGUCGCUAAAACUGUUUUCAUUCUUUACCCCAACUUGGACAAAAUGUUUUUUUUAAUAUAUGUUAUACUUGCCAGGAAGGCUCAGCCUUUUAAAAAAAAAGCCUUUGACCUGGGUGCAUCUUUGGACAUUGUUUAUAUUUAACAAGUUUGUAAUCUUAUUGGAUUUGCCAGAAAAUUUUUCUCUGGUGAAAAUAUUGCCAACUAUAAUUACAAAUAACUUUUGAAGUUUUGAUGCUGACAUCUUUGUUUAUUGUUAGACGUUUGGUCAAAGUUAGCAUUGGUGUAAUAUAGACAGACAGUCGGACUUUGUCACAGACACAUCUACAGUUAAGUUUUAUACAUUUAUAAGCAUGAUGUCCUGGAAAUCAACAAGCUGGGUUUCAACUCGGAACUGCCGUAAGAGCACCUAGCCAGGCAUCCAUUGUUUGUCCAUUGGAACAAUUUCAUUAAAUUUUGUGAUUAAUUA
Biomphalaria glabrata is the source of this 3752-nucleotide messenger RNA. RefSeq names its product FACT complex subunit SPT16-like. The transcript is spliced from 25 exons. Bases 89 to 3295 code for a protein of 1068 amino acids. The record is from RefSeq and is a predicted model, not a curated record. Gene Ontology annotation, molecular function: nucleosome binding. Gene Ontology annotation, cellular component: FACT complex. NCBI's taxonomy places the organism in Eukaryota, Metazoa, Mollusca, Gastropoda, Planorbidae. Gene Ontology annotation, biological process: positive regulation of transcription elongation by RNA polymerase II; transcription elongation by RNA polymerase II.